GAUGGCUUAUUCGCUGAAGCACCGGCAAAUUGGGUAUAUUACAAAGCCAUGGAGUUUUCUUUGCUUUGCAUUGGUUACCUUGCCUUCCAUAUGCUCGUGUUAAUGCCUCUUCCAAUUUCAUCGGAGCUGCUGACUCUGAAACAAAGCUUUGGUAAUAACCCAUCUCCGUUUCCUCCAAAUUUUCUCUUCGGGACAGCCUCUGCUGCUUACCAGUAUGAAGGUGGUUACUUGAGUGAUGGCAAAGGAUUGAACAACUGGGAUGUUUAUACCCAUAAGCCAGGAAACGUCGUCGAUGGAAGCAAUGGAGACAUAGCGUUGGAUCAUUAUCAUCGCUAUUUGGAAGACAUUGAUCUAAUGGCCUCACUUGGAGUCGACAGCUAUCGUUUCUCUAUUUCCUGGGCAAGAAUUUUACCCAAGGGAAGGUUUGGCAAUGUCAACUUAGCAGGCAUCCAUUUCUACAACAAGCUAAUCAAUGCUCUCAUGCUUAAAGGGAUUCAACCAUUUGUAACUUUGAAUCAUAUUGAUCUUCCCCAAGAGAUGGAGGACAGAUAUGGAAGUUGGCUGAGUCCUGAAUCACAACUGGAUUUUGCAUAUUUUGCAGAUUUGUGCUUCCAGUCAUUUGGAGACAGGGUGAAGUAUUGGAUCACUUUCAAUGAACCCAAUUUUCAGGUCAAGUUCGGGUAUCGAGUAGGGACUUUCCCGCCUUCGCGAUGCUCGUUUCCAUUUGGAAAUUGUACCGAUGGUGAUUCAGAGAAUGAGCCUUUCAUAGCAGCUCAAAACAUUAUCUUAUCCCAUGCAGCAGCUGUUAAUAUUUACAGAUCCAAAUACCAGGCCAAGCAAGGUGGAAGCAUUGGAAUUGUUGUCAACGGGGCAUGGUUUGAACCCAUCAGCAACUCCAUAGCUGACAAGCUAGCAGCACAAAGAGCUCAAUCCUUCACUAUUGAUUGGUUCUUAGACCCUGUUGUUUUUGGUAGAUAUCCUCCUGUAAUGCAAAGCAUUUUAGGGUCUACUUUACCAGAAUUUUCGAAAACCGAGAAGGAAAUGCUGAAGAAAGGAGUGGAUUUCAUCGGAAUUAACCAUUAUACAAGCUAUUAUGUCCAGGAUUGUAUGUUCUCCGUGUGUGAACCGGGGACAGGAACCUCAAGGACUGAAGGGUUAUGGAGACAAAAUUCACAGAAAAACGGCAUCCCAAUAGGAGAACCUACUGAUGUGGAAUGGCUACAUGUUUACCCUAGAGGAAUGGAAAAGAUCAUAACCUAUCUUAAAAAGAGAUACAACAACAUCCCAAUGAUCAUCACAGAAAAUGGAUAUGGUGAGGUGACCAAACCAAAUUCCACCAUUGAAGAUUCCUUACAAGACACCAGACGAGCCAAAUACAUGGCUGGAUACUUGGAUUCUCUAUCAACAGCAAUCAGGAAAGGAGCAGAUGUUAGGGGCUAUUUUGCUUGGUCUUUGCUAGACAAUUUCGAAUGGGAAUUUGGGUUCACAAGAAGAUUCGGACUUCACCAUGUUGAUUUGAAGACACUGGCGAGAACACCCAAGUUUUCUGCAACUUGGUACAAGAAUUUCAUUGCAGAGCAUGCCAAUGUAAAAAUCCGAGACAGUUGAUUGUGUCCGUACAAGGAUGGAUCGAGGGGAGUGUUACGAGGUGCA
Hibiscus syriacus is the source of this 1653-nucleotide messenger RNA. Its product is annotated as beta-glucosidase 46-like. Gene Ontology annotation, biological process: carbohydrate metabolic process. The transcript has 11 exons. NCBI's taxonomy places the organism in Eukaryota, Viridiplantae, Streptophyta, Magnoliopsida, Malvales, Malvaceae. Bases 49 to 1608 code for a protein of 519 amino acids. Gene Ontology annotation, molecular function: beta-glucosidase activity. The record is from RefSeq and is a predicted model, not a curated record.